AUGCAUCGCGCGGCCGUCAGAGCGUUCCGCACCACGUCGACAUACCUCAGCGUCGUCCGCAACCUCUCCCGGACCGCCUCGCGAACCCCGCGCCGCGCCCUCUUCUCCUCCGCGAGCCACCUCGCACAACGUCAGCAGCCCAGCGCCAAUGAGCCUCUGAGGUCCUCGAUGUACUUUCGCCGCCUCCCUGUCGCCCUCGUCUCCAGCCUCGUCGUCGGCUACGGCGCCUGGUACUCGUACAAUUCGUCGAGCGUCCCGGGCGGCCAGGCCGCGCGCAGCUUCACCUCGAAGCAGGGCGCCGGUGUCGGGGCUGGGGAUGCCGUGCCGACGCGCACCGUCCUUGUCGUCGGCGCCGACGAGCUCAGGCAGGGCACCAUCGUGGGCGAGGGCCCGAUCUUGAAGCCCACGUCAGACGACGGCCGCAGGAUCGUCGAGAUGCUGACCCCCGAUCAGGCCACGCAGAAGCUGCGCCGCUUGGAGCAGUCCUUUUCUGUGAACCGCGGCGAGGGCGUUACAAGAUAUGAUCUGGUCCAACUGCCUAGCAACGACCCCAUCGAGGACGACCACGCCGAGAAGAUCGUCGAGGUUCCUAGCCGCGCAGCAGGAGCCGAGACCAACAGCGAUUGGAUGUUCUGGGGCGUGUUUGACGGUCAUUCCGGCUGGACUACGUCAGCGACCCUUAGAGAGAGCCUCAUCAGUUACGUCGCCAGGGAGCUCAACCAUACAUACAAGGCCUCCGACGCUAGCCUCCCGAGCUCGGAGGCCAUCGACCUAGCCAUCAAGACCGGCUUCAACCGCCUGGACCACGAGAUCGUUCACAAGAGCGUUGAGAAGGUCUUCAAGGCAAGCUCCAAGGCCGUAGCUGCCGAGCUACUGCAGCCAGCAUUGUCCGGCUCUUGCGCCUUGUUGUCCUUCUAUGACAGCAGAAGCAAGCUGCUCCGCAUUGCUUGCACUGGUGACUCUCGCGCGGUUCUGGGCCGACGGUCCAACUCGGGCAAGUGGACGGCAACUGCACUGUCAGAGGACCAGACGGGCAGCACCCCCAGCGAGGUAGCACGGAUGCGCAAAGAACACCCUGGAGAGGACAAUGUGGUCCGCAACGGCCGUGUCCUGGGCGGCUUGGAACCGACUCGUGCAUUUGGCGAUGCAGUCUACAAAUGGAGCCGGGAUGUUGCCGGAAAACUCCGCGAGAGCUUUUUCGGCCGCAGCCCAUCUCCCCUGCUCAAGACGCCGCCAUACGUCACUGCUGAGCCGGUCAUCACGACGACCAAGAUUGAGCCCGAGAACGGCGACUUUGUUGUGCUCGCCACUGACGGCCUCUGGGAGAUGUUGACCAACGAUGAGGUGGUUGGUCUUGUCGGGCAGUGGAUCGAAUCCCAGGCCGCAGGCUCGUCCAGCUCGCAGUUCGAAAACGCCUGGGCCAAGAUCUUUGGCUCGGCCAACAAGCCGCUCCCCAUCGAGCAAGGCAAGGGUGACGGGUCAGAUGGCCAGCGGACGCCUAUCCGCGUACAGCAGUGGGGGAUCAACCCGGAUGCAAAGGACCGCUUCACCGUCCAGGACAAGAACGUCGCGACGCAUCUCGUUCGCAAUGCGCUGGGUGGGAACAAUGACGAGCAAGUGCGGGCGCUCCUCACUCUCCCUUCACCCUUUUCCAGGAGAUAUCGGGACGAUCUGACGGUGCAAGUCAUCUUCUUUGGCAAGGGCGAGAAGACGGGCGAGGUGACAGUAAAUCUCGACGCCACGGCCCAGCCGGACGAGCCCAAGGCGAAGCUCUAG
Messenger RNA from Purpureocillium lilacinum, 1776 nucleotides. RefSeq lists its product as uncharacterized. The record is from RefSeq and is a predicted model, not a curated record. Gene Ontology annotation, biological process: protein dephosphorylation. Gene Ontology annotation, molecular function: [pyruvate dehydrogenase (acetyl-transferring)]-phosphatase activity. Lineage: Eukaryota; Fungi; Ascomycota; Sordariomycetes; Hypocreales; Ophiocordycipitaceae. Gene Ontology annotation, cellular component: mitochondrion.